CUUUAAAAGCACCUUUGAGGCAGAUCAGUGUACGUACAAUGUAGAUGUUUCUAAGAAAGUGGAAUGUUAAGAUUAAACGGCAGCUAAAAGCGUUGUUUAUAGGAUGAACUGUACUUUAAAGCAAGGGUUAGUGGUAAAUAUGGUGGUUGUUCUUCCCAUUGAUUAAAAGAAAAUCUUUAAAACAGCUUAAUAACAAGUAACCUAUGUACCGACGAAAAACCGUAUGCCUACUGCAAUGGCAAUUAAUUUUCAGAUUUUACUGUACAUGUCCAAUAAAAUAUGUAAUAGGCUACUGUCGAGUUUGAAACAUCGGGAUCUAAAGCGGGAGGGUGAGAGUGGAGUUGGUUUAUGGACGUUUGCCGUGUAAUCACUAGCCUCUAGCAAAUCACACGCGGAAUCGCCAUCUGUUUUCUCGAGGCUAUGAUUCAAAUUUGGUCAAGAUCACCGAGAGAUAUCUGCCUUAGGAUUCUGCGUUGCCGGUUAACCGGUAAGAAUUGAAUAGAAAGAACAGUCUCAACGAUUGUGCAAGAUAGUCAGAGCCCGGAAAUUAGAGAUGGAACAUUUGGUGAAUUACUUGGGAAUGGCAAUAGUGGAUAUUACGUGUUUCCUGAUUUCUUAAUUUAUCUGGUGUGACCAGUCUGUUGUAAUGGUGGAUGGACGUUAAAGCUAACAAAUCUGUAUUGAACAAUACCGAUCAUUCUAAUUCAGGUUCGCCGUCAGUGCGGGUGCUCUAUUAGGCUAAACUGCAAAUGUAAAAAAUGUUGAACUUUUUGUGACCGUAGGUCCUAAAUUGGUGAUUCAGACAAUAAUGGUAAUAGUUUUCGGGAUUUUUUUUUACCCCCUCUAUAGUAGCUUCCUGUUUUUUUCUGGGAGAAUUAUCUGCCAUAGGAAAUCAAUGUUUGUAUUGACGCGAUACUCAUGUGAAAUUAAAGAAAUUUUAUUUGGUGUGAAAUCUUUCAUCCCAGCUACGUGUAUUUCUAUGGUUUUAGCGCAUUCUUUUACGGACCUUAUUUGUUUGCUUGAAACGGUGAUCCUUUAGCUUACUUGUAUUCAUUUUAGGUAGGCCUGGCUAUUAUUUUUACUUUUUUCGUUAGACGAUUGAAACACGUGCCAAUAGCUAACAUAACCUUGAGAAUACGAGCGAUCCCAUGUAGUUUUGUCUAUCGGUAUAGCACUUUGGGCCAAACGUGUAUAAUGUAAAUAUUGACAGGUCGCGGCCUAAACAUAUUCACGCGUAUUUUUUUAAAUGUAGUUUGAAAGAGAUUCAUUCCUCCAUAUUCUUAAACAGACUCCUGGUUUUUGACCGCUGCGGAUUGUAUAGUAUCUUCAAGCUGCAUCAGGACCAACUAAUUUUCUACGAAAAACGCGUUUUCUGUACACGGUAGCCUGGACACUCGCGCCAUACGCAAAGUUUGGCCUUGCCGAGCUGCCGUUGAAAUGGGAGACAACAUGUCAAAGAGAUUAAAGUUGGUAACGGGCUCUGAAUCAGAGAUGGAGGAACGGUCGUUUGUCAACCCUUUCCCUGACUGGGACCAAGGAAUCCUCGUAUCUUCAAAUUCAGGAGCGAACAGCAACAGCAAUGAUCCCUUUGAUUCAAAUGGGAAGUUCAGCGAAGCUUUCCAGAAGAAAGUACAAAAUAAAAUCAAAGAUCUUCUCCAGCAGAUGGAGGAGGGGCUGAAGACUGCAGACCCCCAUGAUUUCUCCACCUACACAGGCUGGACAGGAAUCUCCCUGCUGUACCUGCAGCUGCACAGGGUGAGCUAUGACAGCUCUCACCUGCAGCGUGCUCUCGACUAUGUUAAGCGCACUCUACGCAACCUGAACGGCCGCCGCAUCACAUUCCUGUGUGGAGAUGCCGGGCCGCUGGCCGUGGCUGCUGUCAUCCACCACCAUCUGAAGAACCAAGCUGAAUCCAAGGAGUGUGUCGCCAAGCUGCUGCAGCUCCAGCGUUCAGUCAUCAGUCAAGACACGGAGAUCCCAGACGAGCUCCUGUAUGGGCGGGCUGGCUACCUCUACGCCUUGCUCUAUGUCAACAAAGAGAUUGGCCCAGACACGGUGGAUGACGGCACCAUUGCCAAGGUGGUGACAGCCAUUUUGGAGUCAGGGAAGAAUCUGUCUAAAGAGGAGAAGAAGACGGAGCGAUGCCCACUGCUCUACGAGUGGCAUAAGAAGCAGUACGUUGGCGCAGCACACGGCCUGGCUGGCAUCUACUACAUGCUGCUGCAGCCCUUGGCCAAGGUGAAUCCUGACAUUCUGAGUGAGCUGGUUCGGCCCAGCAUAGACUACGUAAGGCACAAAAGAUUCCGCUCGGGCAAUUAUCCAUCAUCCCUCAGCAAUGACACCGACAGGCUGGUCCACUGGUGCCAUGGAGCACCAGGUAUAGUGCACAUGCUCAUUAUGGCCCAUAAGGUAUUUAAGGAUGAUAAGUACCUAAAGGAUGCAGUGGAGUGUGGAGAGGUGAUUUGGCAGAGGGGACUACUGCGGAAGGGCUAUGGCAUCUGCCACGGCACAGCCGGGAAUGCCUACACCUUCCUCUCACUCUACAAGCUAACCCAGGAGCCCAAAUACUUGUACCGCGCCUGCAAGUUUGCUGAGUGGUGUCUAGACUACGGAACUCACGGCUGCCGUAUUCCAGACCGACCGUAUUCCCUCUUUGAAGGUAUGGCUGGAGCAAUUCAUUUUCUCUCAGACCUGACCCAUCCUGAAGCUUCCUGCUUUCCGGCCUUUGAACUCUGACCUGUGCCUCUGGGUGCAGUGGCUUUUAGUUCACCUUCAUUUGGAGAGGUGUUUGGGAUACUCGAAGAUUGUGAGCUCUUACCAUGCCCUUCCGGUGUGCCAAUGGACAAAACCAGUGCAAUUAUCCCAGAACUCAAUACAGACGCAAAAAACACUUCCCACUUUCAGACUAUAACUUCAAACCUGCCGCCUUCAGUUCUACCCUUGUUGCUUUGAAGUCUUUAUCUUUUGCUGUGAUUUUUUUUUUUUAUGUAUCAUCAUGUAAAAAUGAUUAGUUCUUGUUCAUCAUUUUUUUUUUCUUUUCAAAGGUUUUCAUUACCUCUGCAUGCAUGUGUUCCAGUUCUACUGCAGUGCCUCGAUAGCCCCUGUAUUCGUCUCUGACCCUCUGUGGGCUUACUGUGUUUAAGCCCUGUCUUUGUUGUGUUUGCAUGGAGAUGGCUGAAUAUGUACCAGUGUAUGCGUGUGGGCAAACUAUUAAUGGAUGCAAAAAAAGUUAAGCACCCAAACCAAUGUGGGUGCUGCUGUGUUGAAGGUGUGCUAUUGCGAUUGAGAUCGGGAUGACUUUAUCAAAGACCAUGAGGAUAUUGAACUGAAUUUUUCUAGUAAAUAUUGCUUCCUCAGGCACACAGUGUUAUGAAUGUUGCAAUAAAUUUGGCUUCUUUGAACUGGAAUGAACUUGACUGGACUUGAAAUCUAUUACCAGGGCAUACUACAUAGAUUUCUACAAUCAACAAAACUGGCUUGUGUGUCAUUCUGAAUAAUAAUUUAAAUUUGAGAAUGAAUUAUUUAUUUCAGUUUUUUCUACAAAUGACAUAUGAUGGGUUUUAUGGGAAACUUUAUUCAUACAAAAUCAUAAUAGUAUCAAACUCUUGAUCAUUGUUUCUUAGAUGAUCACGUCUUAUGAUGUCAAGAAUUCCUGUUAUGUUCCGUUCAGUGUUACAAAAAAAUGUAUUUUUAAUGUGAUGUUCUCAGAAAAAACUGUCAAUGGGGCUUAGCUAGGAUUUUGCUAAAAGUAAUGGCUAAUGAACCGUUCAGACCUAAUCAUCACAGCAGUGCUGCAUGGAGCCUGACCUCAUGCUAUGCUUGGAGUCAAGUGCCUCUGUACCAUACUGCUAAUGUUUGCAUGCUUGCCCAGUUAACAGAUUAGUUGGAAACUGUAACACUUUUUUUUCCCUUUUUUGUCUUGUAAGGCAUGUAAAUCAUUAUACAUCAUUCAGGCUUACGUAACCUGUCUGAAUGUGCAAGCUGGGGAUAAUGUUAUUUAUUUGUACAAAGGUCACAGGACUGGUGUGGCAAUUAGGUAUAGUCUAAUUGUGCCCUCCUAUCACUAAAGCAUUAAAACUACCACUUUCUGGAGUUGUCAGGAGUUCUGGGCUCGGAGGCUGCUGCAAGUUGUGUGUGUGCAGUUAAAAUGAGUCAUUGAAGAUUGUUAGCCCAGGGAAACUCCAUAAAUGUGUAGGCUAAUGCUAAAACGUAAAUGCAGAAAACUGCUCACUGGUGGUAGUUUGUAAGAAUAGAAUUAAAUAAUUGAAAAGUGUUCCAGAAUGUAAAACAUUUUCAUGCAGAGUGAAUGAGCCUAAUGCAACCUAAAAUGGGUGGACCUUCUAGUACGGUUUAUGCUGAAUUAAAAUAUUUUAAGCUUUUUUCUAUCACAGUUUUUAAGUAUGUAUAAUUUAUAUUAGUUAUAUAUUACUUAUUCAUAAAUAAUCCUGUUAUUGCACUUAAACUGUAUACAAACAUACUUCUAAAUCAUACAAUGUAUGGGUUUUGCAUAUAUUUGGCCUCAGGAACAUUCGGUGUCCAGCAGUAGUUACCCAACAUUAGAGGGGCUCCAUGUUCCUUGGUACCGCUUUUCCAUGCAAUGCAUAAAGACAUACAAAUAUACUGGAACCAAAAAAACUGGUUGAUGGAGAAAUUCUGAAAACAUUUGGAUACAGCAUGCAAAAAUGCACAACAAACAGGUGUGUUUUGUAGGAAGCAUAAUCACUUUUGUACAGUGUUACAGUUGACAUCCCUGUGAAUGUCAGUCAUUAUUUUAAAAUAGUGUAUGUAGUUUGAUGUUUAAAUGUAUUCUGCAGAUAUAAAAAACAUAUCAGAGCACCCCAACAUGUACAAGCAGAUCCCAUGGAGAACUGUGUAUAGUUUGAGGUGCAAAAUGUGUGUAGUUUCCUUGUGCAAAAUGGUCUUUUGUGAUUUUUGCAUUGCAGCUUCAUCUUUAACAAUUUUGAAAAUGCUCCUUUCUGUCCUGGCAAGACUUAAAAUAUUAAAACUUUCAGAAUUUUAACAUCCCAAAGCUAAACGGGUCUUUCCUCUUACCGCAUGAUUAAGAAAAUAUCAUGCAGAUGUAGCCGCUUAGUUCAGUGACCAUUCCAUACAUUUAAUUAGCCUCAUUGCCAUGUUAAUUCUGUGGGGUAAAUUAAUUUUCACUGGAAGGAUAAGCAUGAGAGAAUCUAUGCCCAAAUAUACAAUGCAAUGUCCUCAAUGCAAUGUAAUGGUAACGUGAAAGGCCCUCGUUAAUGUUUAUGGCUAUCUGGUACAUAUGACUGAUUAAAAUCACACUGAAAGAAAGAAGCAUCUUAGUCCUAAUUGGAGGUAAUUUUAUUGUAUUAACUUUUUCUUUGCAUUAAAGAAUUACAGUGUAAAAGUUACUGACUUGUCAAUGACAGGUUACUAUAUACAACAUGAUGGUUAACAUUAAAAUUAUGUUGACAUGUG
Messenger RNA from Electrophorus electricus (electric eel), 5451 nucleotides. It is a transcript of the gene lancl2, whose product is annotated as LanC lantibiotic synthetase component C-like 2 (bacterial). The record is from RefSeq and is a predicted model, not a curated record. NCBI's taxonomy places the organism in Eukaryota, Metazoa, Chordata, Actinopteri, Gymnotiformes, Gymnotidae. Gene Ontology annotation, cellular component: plasma membrane. Gene Ontology annotation, biological process: carbohydrate metabolic process; peptide modification.